Molecule: messenger RNA, 1248 nt
Organism: Hypomesus transpacificus
Lineage: Eukaryota; Metazoa; Chordata; Actinopteri; Osmeriformes; Osmeridae
Product: putative nuclease HARBI1
Exons: 4
Coding region: 454-1158 (234 amino acids)
Source: RefSeq, a predicted model, not a curated record
AAUGCAUUUACUUUUGGGGGGCAUAUUUUCAGUUAACAGACGGUACUGUUUGAAUCGCAAUUCCAUCUGAAAUACUUCCAGUGAUAACGUUGCUACAGUAGCUUGUUCCAAAGGGGGUUCACUUGUUUCAAAGGCGGUUCGCUUUUUUAAAGGGUGUUCUUAAAGGUCACAUGAAAUGCUGUUUUUUGAUGCUUUUAUAUAGGCCUUAGUGGUCCCCUAAUAAACGUUUUUAACAGUAAUUCCGUUGUCUUCUGUGUUUGGAUCUAUUUUUAUUAACAUGCAUUAGGCCUUCUUGUCACUAUUGCUGUCACGAGUUAGAUUUUAAACCCUACUAUUGCAGUUGUUUAGAUGGUUAUAAAUGGUUGACGAAGUUGCAACGGUGAUUUCAAUAAAGUCAGUGAUGAGGGCGAUGGGCUAUAUAAAGUCCUAUUCACCUGUGUUUCUUCUUGCACCAUGGCAUGCCCAUUUCUUAACGACGUGUUGGACGACGAAGCACUGAUACUGAGAUGUGCUUUCAGACGUGAGAGGGUGUUUCGAGACAGAUCUGACCCUUUAGCUUUCUCUGACGAGUACCUGCAUGAGAGAUAUAGGUUUUCUGGAGAUGGGAUCCGUUAUUUGUGCAGGCUGCUGGGUCCCAAAAUUCAACACCGCACAGGGCGAAGCCAUGCUCUUACCAUCCCACAGAUGGUCUGUGUGGCACUGCGCUUUUUUGCAAGUGGCAUGUUUUUAUAUGCCGUGGGAGAUGCCGAGACGGUAAAUAAAGGUACUAUUUGCCGAACGGUCAGAAGUGUGUGUUUGGCACUGAAGUCCUUGGCACACAUCUUCAUCACCUUCCCUGGCCACAGAAGAAAGUGCUACAUCAAAGAGGAUUUCCACAAGAUUGCAGGUUUCCCUAAUGUCAUUGGUGCUUUUGACUGCACACACGUUCGCAUUAAACGCCCCUCAGGGGCCCAUGAGGGAGAUUAUGUGAACAGAAAAUCCUUCCACAGUAUCAAUGUUCAGAUGAUCUGUGAUGCUGCCUGCAUCUUCACUAAUGUGGAGGCAAAGUGGCCUGGGUCUGUCCAUGACUCCCGAGUUUUUAGGUCGAGUACCAUUUCCCAGCGACUAUCACAAGGUGAAUUCUCUGGCGUUCUUCUGGAAACAAGGUUACGCCUGUGAGACGUACCUUCUCACUCCCCUAGCAGACCCUCAGACAGCAGCACAACAAGGAUACAAUCUUGCCCAUGCAAGAACAAGGUCCCGAAUUGA